UCCUUUUCUCUCCGACUUUCCUCCGCCAUGGCUUCACGGAGGUUGCUCACUUCUCUCCUCCGAUCUUCUUUUCACCGAUCUCCAUCUAGAUCUCCGUUUACUCACUCCGGUAGGGCCGCACGCACUCGCUCACAGUCUCAUCCUUCACCUACUGGCUAUUUCCUCAACCGUGCAGUCAACUAUGCUACAUCUGCCGGCGCUGCUCAAWCUAAGGAACCUGCUCCUCCUCCUGUUAGAGGAUCUUACGAUGGAAAGAUAACCGAUGAGUUCACCGGAGCCGGUUCCAUCGGAGAGGUGUGUCAGGUUAUUGGUGCUGUCGUUGAUGUGAGGUUCAGUGAGGGAUUGCCGCCGAUCCUUACGGCCUUGGAGGUUUUGGAUAAUUCGAUCAGGUUGGUUUUGGAAGUUGCUCAGCAUUUAGGGGAGAAUGUAGUCAGGACAAUUGCUAUGGAUGGUACUGAAGGACUCGUGAGAGGUCAAAAAGUUCUCAAUACUGGUUCUCCUAUCACCGUGCCUGUUGGCAGAGCCACUCUUGGGCGUAUCAUUAAUGUUAUUGGAGAACCUAUUGAUGAGAGAGGCGAUAUCAAAACCGACCACUAUUUGCCCAUUCACAGAGAAGCCCCAGCUUUUGUUGAGCAGGCAACUGAGCAGCAGAUUCUUGUCACUGGAAUCAAGGUUGUCGAUCUUCUUGCACCGUAUCAAAGAGGAGGAAAGAUUGGUUUGUUUGGUGGUGCUGGUGUCGGUAAAACUGUGCUCAUUAUGGAACUUAUCAACAACGUUGCCAAGGCCCACGGUGGUUUCUCUGUCUUUGCUGGUGUUGGAGAACGUACCCGUGAGGGUAAUGAUUUGUACAGGGAAAUGAUGGAGAGUGGUGUCAUUAAGCUAGGUGACAAGCAGAGUGAGAGCAAGUGUGCUCUUGUGUACGGUCAAAUGAAUGAACCUCCAGGUGCUCGUGCUCGUGUUGGUCUCACUGGUUUGACUGUGGCUGAACACUUCAGAGAUGCUGAAGGACAAGAUGUGCUUCUAUUUAUUGACAACAUUUUCCGUUUUACUCAGGCUAACUCUGAGGUGUCUGCUCUGCUUGGUCGUAUUCCAUCUGCYGUCGGUUAUCAACCAACUCUGGCUACGGAUCUUGGAGGUCUWCAAGAACGUAUCACAACMACCAAGAAGGGUUCRAUUACAUCCGUCCAAGCUAUUUAUGUGCCUGCUGACGAUUUGACAGAUCCUGCUCCUGCCACAACCUUUGCUCACUUGGAUGCCACAACUGUGUUAUCUAGACAAAUCUCUGAGCUUGGAAUUUAUCCUGCUGUCGAUCCACUUGAUUCUACAUCUCGUAUGCUCUCACCCCAUAUUUUGGGAGAAGAUCAUUACAACACAGCCCGUGGYGUACAAAAAGUUCUUCAGAACUACAAGAAUCUUCAAGAUAUUAUUGCCAUUCUUGGAAUGGAUGAGCUUAGUGAAGAUGACAAGUUGACUGUUGCACGUGCUCGCAAAAUUCAGAGGUUUUUGAGUCAGCCCUUCCAYGUGGCUGAGGUUUUCACUGGUGCCCCUGGUAAAUAUGUGGAGUUGAAGGAAAGCAUUGGUAGUUUCCAGGGAGUGUUGGAUGGGAAAUACGAUGAUUUAUCAGAACAAUCAUUCUACAUGGUUGGUGGAAUUGACGAGGUCAUUGCCAAGGCCGAGAAGAUCGCCAAGGAUUCUGCUGCUUAGACAACACCAACGUUCUUUCUCUCCGACCCCUCUUUCUCGUUAUAUUUUGGAAAAGAAUAUGAAUAAUUUGUUGAUUUUUGUAUUUCCAGAGACCUGAUAUGUACCGUGAUUUUGAGUUCUGUUUUGGUGAUAGAGAUGUGGAGACACAAGGCUUAACCUCCCAACACAAGGACCUCUCCUUCCCUUUUGUUUUAUGGUCAGGUAAUAACGGGGAUGAACGUUCAAAUUGUAUAUUUAUUCUGCUAAUGCUAUUUUCCUGCACUUUUGGAUGUCUUCUA
Cynara cardunculus var. scolymus (artichoke) is the source of this 1982-nucleotide messenger RNA. RefSeq names its product ATP synthase subunit beta, mitochondrial-like. NCBI's taxonomy places the organism in Eukaryota, Viridiplantae, Streptophyta, Magnoliopsida, Asterales, Asteraceae. The record is from RefSeq and is a predicted model, not a curated record. Gene Ontology annotation, molecular function: ATP hydrolysis activity; ATP binding; proton-transporting ATP synthase activity, rotational mechanism. The coding region runs from base 28 to 1704 and encodes 558 amino acids. Gene Ontology annotation, biological process: proton transmembrane transport; proton motive force-driven mitochondrial ATP synthesis. The transcript has 9 exons.